Molecule: messenger RNA, 11287 nt
Organism: Corythoichthys intestinalis (scribbled pipefish)
Lineage: Eukaryota; Metazoa; Chordata; Actinopteri; Syngnathiformes; Syngnathidae
Gene: rab11fip5a
Product: RAB11 family interacting protein 5a (class I)
Exons: 6
Coding region: 191-5200 (1669 amino acids)
Biological process (GO): regulated exocytosis
Cellular component (GO): mitochondrion; early endosome; phagocytic vesicle
Molecular function (GO): small GTPase binding
Source: RefSeq, a predicted model, not a curated record
AGUGCUGUGAGAGGAGGGAGUGAGGAUGGAGGAGGCGUGACGUUGCUGCCCGCAGAGAGGCCGAGAAGCGAAGCGAAGCCCACUCCAACGGUCCAUGUGAAGCUUUCGGGACCCGAGGAGUGGUGGGGGGCGGGGGUGGGGACGCGACCAGCCGAGCAACCACCCUAACCCCUGCCGGGCCGGACUCCGCAUGGAGCAGCAGCCAUGGAUGCCCACGCACGUCCAGGUGACGGUGCUCCGAGGCCGGGGUCUUCGGAGCAAGGGCAAGCACGGCACCAGCGACGUAUACACCGUCAUCCAGCUAGCCAAGGAGAAGUACUCCACCCGCGUGGUGGAGAAGACCACCGAGCCCGAGUGGCGCGAGGAGUGCUGUUUCGAGCUGCAACCCGGCGUCAUGGAGUCGGACGGCGCCCGGGACCCGGAGCUCGUCCUCACCGUCAUGCACCGCGCGCACAUCGGCCUCGACGUCUUCCUGGGCCAGGCGCUCAUCCAGCUCAGGAAGAUCUUCCACGAGAGCCGCGGCGUCAAAAACCAGUGGUACCGACUUAACUCCAAGACAGGCAAGAAGGAGAAGGAGCGCGGUGACAUUCAAGUCAGUGUCCAGUUCACACGAAACAACCUGACGGCGAGCAUGUACGACCUGGUUAUGAAGGACAAAGGGGGCGCGUCCACCUUCAGCAAACUCAAAGAGCGCAUGCGAGGCAAGCGGCGGUCGGGCGAGGACGACGGCGCUCCUCCGUCGCCGCCGGGUGGUGCUGGCCCAUUGCGCCCCGCUCGCCGCCGUCUGCCCAGCGAUGGCGGCGGCGAGGAGGACUACGAGGACGACGAGGGUGGGGAGCUCCGACGCAGUAAAAUGAGGACCUUCUUCCUGCGCGGCAAGUUGAGAAAGUCGGCCGACACGCGCUCAAGCACGUCGCUGGGAUCGGAGAGCAGCGAGUCGUCAUCGCGGGGCGGCAGCCUCAGCCCCACCGCCGGCAUAAGCGUUGUGGUCUCUGACCUCUCUGACUCGCCCAGCAAUAGCAGCAACCUGACAGCCGACAGCCCAGAGCACACAGAAGACACAUCGCCAAAAUUGUCUCCCUCACGCUGCGACUUAAGCGAGGAGAUGAAGGAAAUCACCGUAGCCGUGCCUCAGCUUCACGUGGGCGUGGCACAAACGGACGAACCGCCUCACCAGAGCGGGAUCUCGGCGGGCCCGGGGGCCUCUUUAGCCCCACGGAAGACUUUGCCGCUCUCGGCGUCCUUGCAGAACCUUCGGCCGCGGGCCUGCGCCGACCCCCUGCACGGCACCGUGGGCGACGGACGCCGCUGGUCUUUCGACGAGGCCGGCGAGGAGGAGAGCGCAGCCAUCGCUGCGGCAAUGGAGAAAAACUGCCCUGUUCUCAGCACCAAACCCAGACUGGUGGCUCCUCCUAAACUCGACCCCAGAAUAGAUUCGCCCUUUUCCCCGUCACACCACUCUAACCCAUUCUGUCCUUCACCACCUAGCAACCCUUUCUUCUCACACGAUCCUUUCUCUGAUUCACCACACGAUCCUUUCCAUGAUACUGCGCCCCCACCUCUGCCCUUUCUUUCCAGUGCCCGUCCUCCCAUUGAGGAACUCUUUCCCAAGGCGGCUCACCCGCUCUCCCAGACUGGGGACUGCCCAACCACAGAAGACUUCUCCAACAACGCUGUCAGGGCUGUACCAACAGCAUCCUUGGGCAGCGAGAAGUCUUCCAACCCUUUCACAUCUGCAGAGGAACCGGAAUGGGACGCGUCCUUCGAAGAGUUUGCGGCUUGCAGGUUGCAAGGACCCAAAGACCAAACAUCUGGUAUCUUGGGUGUCGACCAAAGAGACUGCAGCAGCAAUGAAGGGCCCAAAGAUCAAACAUCUGGCAGCUUAGGUGUCCACCCUUCGGGCCGAAGCAACGAUGAAGGUACUGACUCCCCAAAUCUCAAAAGAUUUAGUUUGAGCAGCUACACGAUGAACUCUCUGGACCCGAUCCCAGAGGAAGCAAGUUCUGAAUACUGCAGCGAAGUCUUCAGCACAUCUUCGGAAUCCUAUCCAAACCCCGAAUGGCAUCAAGUUGACAGCUCUCCUAACAUGCCACCCUGCUACCCAGAUUCGGUUGCUUCGUCAGGCGUCGGGACUUCCGUUGAAGAUGAUUUCCUGUCCUGUAUAUCUUCGUAUUCUGCGUCAGACAAGUUCUCGGCAUGUUCUCCAGACAAAACUGAGCCACAGAGUGUUCCUUCAGGCUCGGAGAUGUUGACCGAAACUGCUGUCAGUCCGAAGGGUUUUAGUUCUACGGAUGAGUUUUCCAAUGAAGACCAACAAAGUGAAGAUUCAGAAUGGUGGGAUUCGGAGGGGUCGCUGGUCUUUACGCCCCCACCGACCAUGUCGACUGCAGUGACGACAGGUUUGGAGGCCGCAGACCCGGACCUUCAGCCAAAAAUCUUCUGGUUUUCUGAUGAUAACAUCCACGGAGGACCUCAGUGUGAAUCCAGUGGACAGGGGUGUCUGUGCAUCCGCACCUCCUCUCCAAGCACUGCCUGUUCCUCAGGAGUGAAGGACAGUUGCUGGGAGUCUCACGGCGAUCUGGACCAGAGCGGGAGCUCAGAGUACUAUCAAAGUUGUCACUCCCUGCCGCCCUUAGAAUGUUCGGGUGUAUCUCAGUCCUCUGAGAAGUUGCAGCCUGAGGACUCAACCAUCCCCGUGGAAGCUGUAGUUGCUUCAAUAAAUCCAGCAGGAUCUACCUUGUUUUACCCGAAGCCGGAAAAUGGACCAGAUACAAAUGAAACAGAUUUCACAGUCUCUCAAGUUCCUCCUGAAACAGACUCGUUUCCGAAGCCUGUUGAAGGUAGUCAGUUCACCGUCCUCAAUGAUAUGUUGGAAGCUCCUCCGUCACAACUCCCAGACACAACCCUCUGCGCCAGAAGCUUUCAGCAAAACAUUGACGACAACUUGCAGUUCUACCAAAACCAGUUUGAGAUAUCCCAGCCCAUUGAGACAUUGGCGUCAGAGAAUUCUACCGUCUUUGGAGAAAGGGGAACCAUUCUGGAAUCCACCAGUGGUUCUGUGAACCUGGAUCGUUCCAUCGAUGAUCCAAACAACCACACUGACUUGUUAUCUCCGGUGACAGAUGACAGAUCUGAUACCCUUCAGCCAGGUUUCGCAUCAGGGGAUGAGAAGACUGCUGAAAUUUUCCCUGUGAGUGCUUCAGAUUGGUAUAAAGAAUCCAUUAUUAGUGAUCAGAAAGACCUUCCACCAGAACUACCCAAAACAUCUCUGAGCACUAGGAACCUUCUCCAAAGCCUCGACAGCAAUUUGGAUUAUCACCAAAGCUCAUUUGGCGUGUCAGACCCCAAUGAGAAGAUACAUUUGGAGAACUCUACCUUUUGUGGGGAGCUAGCAGAGAUUCCGGAACCAGCUUCCAUGAGCCCUGUGGUUUCUACCAGUGAACCAAAGAACCAAGCAGAGUUGUUUUUGGCUGAAGGGAGCAGAUCGGAUACUUUUGAUUUUGGAUUUGUUGCUGGUGAUAAUGGGAGUUCUGAAGUUCUCACCGUAACUCCUACAGACUUGUCUCCAAAGGCCAUUGAUGGCAGUCCAGUCACCGUUCUCGAUGGCAUAAAACUUUCACCAGACUUAUCCCAGAGAACUAGCAGCUUAGUCCGAAACCUUGAUGGUAACUCACAGGACUGUUUAAGUGUAUCCAGGCCUGAGAAGACCUUCUGUGGGGAGCUGGGAGACAUUUUGAAUACUGUCAGUGCUUCAACGAUUUCAGAAGGUGCUUCCAAUGACCCAAAACCACCUGAUUGGUUGUCUCUGGUGACUGAGGACCAGCCAGCUCAUCACCGGUCAGGUCUGACAGCCUGGGAGGAUGAGAGUUCGAAAGGUCUCCCUGCAACUCCCUUAAAUUCUUAUCCAAACCCUGUCGGACGUGAUCAGUUCACGGCUUUUGAUGAUGUAUUUCCCAAAAGCCCUCUGCCACAGCUUCCCGAAAUAUCCCAGAGAACUAGCAACUUACUUCAAAACUUUGAUGGUAACUCACAGGGCUCGUUUAGUGAAUCUGAGCCAGCUGCGAUUCCCGUCCCUGAGAACUGGACUUUCUGUGGGGAACUAGGAGACACUUUCAGUACCGUUAGCGCACCAGCAGGAGGUUCUUCUGAUGACCCAAAACCACCUGAUCGGUUGUCUCUGGUGACCAAGGACUUUUUAGAUCGCCCUGAGUCAGGUUUCACAGCGUGGGAUGAUGGAAGUUCAGGAGUUUUCCCAGAUUCUGAUCCGAACCCCGUCAAAUGCGAUCAGUUCACCACUCUUGAUGACGUGUUUGCCAAACGCCCUCCGUCAAGGUGUGUACCUUCACACCUGUCCUAUCCAAACGAUCAGACGGUCUCCCAAUCCGCGGAGAGGCGUGGCUCGGAGAACUCCGCCUUCUUCGGGGAGCUCGCCGAGAUUUCCCAAGUUACCUGCGAGGGUUCUGCCAGUGGACCAUACUUAAACGCGCACAUACCCGACUGGUUGACCGAGGUAAUGGAGGACCACGGAAGUUCUCAGGUUCUGGACCAAGACCCAUUUAAUACCAAGCCUCCGCUGCAGCGCACACAGUCCGAGACCACACUAGCAUCGGACAUAGACAAGACCCUUCCUCUUUCCUUCUGGAACGAGUCCUGGGCCUUUCCGGCAGUUCCCGCACGCCCUCCUUCUCCUUCCCUUUCCAUUGCCUCUGCCCCCCCAUUAACCUGCCAAGGUAGUUGGUUCUCUUCUUCCCCUUCUCCACUUUUCCCCCUUGCUGAUGCUUCUCAGUUACCCUCCUUGAACCUUCAGGAAGUCCACCAGCAGCGCACCAUCCAUCAGGAGCUCAGCCCCCACCCCGUACGGCCCCUGAGCAGCGGCCCCUCGGUCCUGGAGAAGAUCAAGUCCAGCCUUCAGCCCGGCAAGAGCGGCCAUACCAGUGACAAGAUCCUAACGGAGGGUGCCGGCUCGUACUACCACCUGAGCCACAGCGAGCUGGUGAGUCUAGUGGUGCGACGCGAGGCGGAGUUGGAGCGGCAGAAGGCCCAGUUUGAGCGGCAGCGCGCCCUGCUGGCCAAGCGCGAGGUGGAGCUGCGCAAGCUCAAGCCACAGGUCCGCGACCUGGAGGACUACAUUGACACGCUUUUGGUGCGCAUCAUGGAGCAGAAGCCCACACUCUUGCAGAUUCGCUCCAGGCUCAAAUGACCACCGCUACUCACUCCCCUUUUUGAUAGCCGCCUUUUGCCGGGGUUCUCAAACUUUAGGAUCCAUCCUCAGUUUAUCAAGGAAAUAAUGCUCAACCGCUUCACGCUCUAAUUGACACUUCAAAUUGAAAGUACAGUGGAACCUCUACGUACGAAAUUAAUUGGUUCUGGAAGUAUUUUCGUAAACUGAAGAUUUCUGUAAAAUUCCUGUAUUUUGGACUAUAAGUCGCUGUUAUUUUCAUAGUUUGGCCAUGGGUAUGACAUACAUGUGAAAUUAUUAAAGGGACGACCUGACCACAGUGGAACCUCUUCUUACGAAAUUAAUUGGUUCUGGAAGUAGUAUCGUAAACAGAAAAUUCCCGUAUAAUUCCUGUAUUUUUGGACUAUAAGUUGCUGUUAUUUUCAUGGUUUGGCCAAAGGUACGACUUAUGUGUAAAAUUAUUAAAGGGACGACCUGACCAAAAUGACAUGUAAAUUCUACAGUGAGGGACAAUUUGCACUUUGUUAUUGUAAGCAGAAGGGAAAGGCUUCCUUCCACAAAUAAUGGACCUCAAAUGUUAUGGUGUCAUAAAAAUAUUGAAAUGAUCACGUAACCAAUGUUCCCUCUAAUUUUUUAUGUGUCCGAGCAGACACACAAGCUGACUGAGGACCACUGUGAGCAACAUCAGAUGUGUACACUGUGGCCACACACCAGUAUCGCGCCUGUUUAAAACCUUGGAUCAUAGCAAGUUACAUGGCUUAUUAAAAGAAAGAAAUCUCAGCAGUAAUUUUAGUUUAGUUUUAAUGCAAUUGAUUUGGUACACUUAAAAUGAAAAGGUAAAAAAUCUCGUUCAUGAGAUGUGUACUAUGUUAUAUGCCUGCUUUAACCAUCGGAAAAGUCCUGCUUUGGCCUGGGUAAGGUCCAGUUGUGGCAUGGGUGAGUUAGUAAAGGAAACGUAAUGAACAACUACAAUGGGAGUGUAUCAAACUCCCACACUCAAACUGUUUAGACAAUAAGGAGACUGAGGAUUCCUAUUGUCUGUGUUUUAGCAGAUACACUGAAAAAAAGUAUCUGGUGGAUUUACUUGAUAAAAUCAUUGUAACAAUUUGCACUUUUAUUAAUACACACAUGAAUAUUAUUAUUAAUAUACAUAUAUAAUAUUAUUAAUAUACACAUGAAAGGUUAAAAAAAAAACACAAAAAUCACUCAGUUUCACCACUUGUUUUUCUAUUUCCACAUACUCCGACAGCUAUUCCAUCUUAAAAGAACCGGAUUUCAUUUUUUACUUUUGCUUGAUGAGUACUGCUGCCCGUUCCUUUCGCCAUGAUGAGGGGUUACCAUUUGCGUUUCUUAACUCAGCUGCACCAUAGACUUCACUAUCAGUUGAUGGCACGCUCCUCCAGACAUUGCGCCACGACUUACCGUAGGAGGCCGUGCCAGGCAGCUCAUCAUCGUAGCUUUCACUGUGAUAAACAUGCUGCGUUCUAAUGCCGGAUUAAGGUGGAAAUGGGACGAAAGUUUUAAUGCAUACAAGCAAGCAGGAGUGUCUCGAGUGAUUUGGUCAAGGAUUCAAUUUUUUUUUUUUUUUUUUUUUUUUAAAUAAAACAGAACCAUGCGUGCACUUUGAAACAUUAUAUGAAAAAUGAAUGGGAAAAAAUUGCUAACUUUAGCUUGAAAUAUUUACGUAAAAUGAAUGACAACUGCCCAGUUUUUUGCUUUUAACCAAGAAUCUAGACUGUUUUACGCUCAUAUCUAUAGAAAUUCCGGGAUUUACAUAAUUAUUUACAAGAAUUUUCAACUUAAAAACCGCUACGUUGAAUUUUGUAUCAAUGCACAAUAGGGUAACUACAUUCAAAUAAUCAGGUAAUUUUUGGCCAACUGCCCGUUUUUUGGCAAUUUAGACAUUUUUGCAUUCAUACAAAAAAAAAAAAAAACGGCUUUUACGUGUUUUAUGUAACAUUUCAAUCUAAAAACCACAAGGACCCAAUUGCCGGCAAGACGUGGUAAGACAAUAAUGACAUUGGAAUUCAACCUAAAUGAGUUGUGAUAGUAUAUAGAAAAAUGCCAAAAUUUGCUUUUGUUGAGUAAAAUUAAGAUGGUUUUGCAUGCUUUACUGAAGUAUUAAGUUUCUGAUGUGAAAAUUGAGUGAUUUUUUUUUUUUUUUUUUUUUUCGAAAACGUCAAAAUUGCACUGAAUAAAUAAGUUGCUAUUUCGGGCAAAAAGUUAUAGGAUAUGUCAAAUAUUGCUAUUGAUCCUGAAAUAGGUGUUUAUCUCUGCAUUUGAUUUUUGUGCAUCUAGUUUAAAAUCUGAUAAUUUUAUAGCCAUCAGUUUUGUUAUAUAAAAAAAUAAUUAAUUGGGAUUAUAUUAGGGAACGACUUUGAAUUUUUUGAUGCCGCUGCUCAUGGAGACUCAUAUGCCUAAGGGAGGUGCCUGUUUUGAUUUUAGGUCACUAGCGACUUUGGUUUUGAAAAUAUUUGAAUUUGAACUUUUUGAAAAUAGGCCCCCUACGGAGCGGCCCCGCGCCAUGUUUCCUGUCAACUCAUAGUGAAGUACAGGGGUGCCCAAUCCCGGUCCUCGAGAGCCCCUAUCCAGCUUGUUUUCCAUGUCUCACUGCUCUAACACACCUGAAUCAACUAAUCAGGAUCUUUAUCAGGCUGCUGCAGAGCUUGCUGAUGAACUGAUCAUUUGUCUAUAAGAAGUCUAUAGCUGCCCUUUUGUUAGCUAGCUAAUGUGCCUGGCGCGUUUGGGCAGUGCAAAUUAGAGAUGGACCAAUUAACGGCCAGGCCAAUGAUCAGCAUCGACAUUUGGAAAUGUGACGUAUAUCGUAUCGGCAUUUUUUUGUUUCUUUUUUAAAUCCGACCGGCCAAUAGGGGAAAAAAAUAUUUCAAACAGGGGUUUUAUACUUGUUAUUUCUAUCAUUAGACCUGAUUUAAUAUUCAUAGUUAUAUAUUUUAUGUGGAAAAAUUUCAGAGAACUAUUUAAAAUUUAUUCAACUUUAUAAGAGCUGUUUCUGAGUAGGAAAUUCAGGCACAUCUGGAGCUUCCAAUUGUGUGAUUCAAUAAACAUGCUUUAGGCAUUACAAUGAAGAUCAGUGCUUGGAUUAUUCAAUUGUUUUACGCCAAUUUUUACACUUUUCCUGCAAAUGAAUAUUGGCUCCAAGAAUUGGUUAUCGGCCCCUCUAACUACUAAUAAUCGAUAUCGGUCCUGAAACACCCAUAUCUGUCGAUCUCUAGUGUACAUGCAAACACUUAUUGGCUGUGUAGCGUAAGUGAAGUGAACUUUAUCGUAUUAUUGGCCUAUUAUUGAUUUGGUCUAUUUUAGAUUAUAUCAGUUCUACUAAUAAAUAUGAAUUAAUACCGUAACGCUUGCGAAAAUUGGCAGUUGAAUGUUGCUUCAUUUAAUCAGCAUAGGAGUCAAGCUGACUUUUCACUCUUUAUAUUUUUUCCGCACCCACCCAGGUCAUGCACCUCACAACUAUAUACAAUCGUUGUGUAGUAACCCACCAAUGGGAGCGUUGCGUUGCCAUAUUGAACGUACUAAUAGGAGCGUAACGCUAACACAUCUCUACGGCGCAGACAGUGGUCCUGGUGAUGCUACAAUAUGUUUCAGUUGAAUUUUAUUUUGUGAAUUGUAUAGAUUUUCUUGUGCGCCGAGUACGUGCAAGCAAUGCACACAGGCGCAGUUAAGAGGGGAUGUUGCACGUAACAAAAUAGACAAAUAUAUAGUGGGGAGAACAAGUAUUUGAUACACUGCCAAUAGGUUUUCCCAUUGGCAGUGUAUCAAAUACUUGUUCUCCCCACUGUAUAUGGCAAAAAACACAGGUGACUUGAAGUUCCGCUCUAAGACCCCCAAUUUGGCCAAAUUUCAAAAUUGGCCAAUAUGCAUGUGUGAUACAUCAUUGGAAAGCUUAAAAUCUCAAUUUUUCUGGGGGAAUAAAAAUUUUGAACAGGAGGGCAUUUUAAAAAAAAUGUUUUUUAAACAUCAAAACCCUAUCUGGAGGUGAGAGCACGCGAGAGCAGAAAUACAGACACCGUGUCUUUAAUGAUAUAUUAUCGCGUACUUACCUCUAUUGGAUCCAAAAACUCCAUGUAGCAUGUAUCACUGAGUGUCAAGACACAGCUGUGAAUGGCCACGGAUGGAUUUUUGGGGAUUUUAUGGGUGAAACAUGGUCAUAUAACAAGGGUCGCGAUGCAGAUAUCGCAGACAUCAAGGAGUGGUUGAGAUGUUCUCUUUUGUAUAUUUAUCCUUUUAAACUUUUUUUGGGUGGGGGGGGGUCAAUUAUUUAUCAUCUAACAUAUCGGAGAUAAUGCGACAGUAACAUAAAAAAUACAAUUAAGUGAUAGUUAUGACGUAGAUAUCCGUGACUUUUUUUACAGACGCCAUUUUUUUCAUUGUGUCAUAAUUUGUUUAAAAGUUUAAAACGUGAGUGAAUUUUUUUAAAGUCUUUUUUUAAACAAAAUAUGAGACAUCAAUUAAUGAUUCUAAGCUGAAAAAUGACAGACAUUUUGAAUAAUAAAUACAAUUAAUUACCUUCGUUUUAUGGCUGUGUUGAAACAAAAGUGGUUGCGCGACGUCUGUAAACGGGGGUUUUCAGGGUAAAACGAACAAAUUAAAAAUAGUUCGGGGGCUUAAUGCGCCAUGAAUCUGCUAUGGCAGCAUAUAGACAUAUUGUUCUAUAAAACAUAACAGUUGUUUUGGCUAAAAAUACAGCAGUUUCUUUUAAAGAGGACUGCAAGAGCAGAAACGGCUUUUUCAGUCUUGUCUGUGUUUUCCGCGAUAUACAAAAUAGAAUAACAAGUCUUGAAACAACCGGAGAAAUAAUUGAAUUAAUGAAGAAUUUAUUAGCACAGAACAUGAACUGUGAACGUUAUUUACAGCACCACAAUGCAUGCUGGGAGGCAUGAGACUGUUCUUAUUGGUAUGUUCAGCCGGCAAAGAUUAAUGGAUAGUUUGUUAGGACGCCGUUACGGAGCAUUGUCACGUUCACUGCUGCGUUUCUUUGGAGACUCGAGAGCAGCCUGUGGAUGUGACAAUUUUUGGCUUUGUAUUUUAUCAAAUGUAUUUCCCCAACAAAAUUCAACCCUUGAGCGACUUAUAGUCUGGAAAAUACAGUACAUAAAAUAUUGGAGGAAUACAUAAUGUAAAAUUGCUGGAAAAAAAUUAAAUUGGAAAAAAGUACACCUAAAAAUGUUCCUGUUGAUUUCUGGGUCACGACCUGAUGAGGUUAUUUUAGUGCGGUAUCGGUACAAAUACCGAUACUAGCAUCGUUAUCGACGCAACACGACUUAAGAUACAAGUCGAAUUCAUUUUCUGGCAAAUCGAUCAAACGAUCGCUGCCAAAUGAUUGGACGUCUGUAGCCAUCAAUGGCGGCCAUAGUUAAUUUAUGAUAAAAAACCGUUAAUCGGGUGGUAUUUAGAGGCAUGGCUGUUUUGCAAAUUCUACUAUGUUCCCAAAAUGACGGGUUGCCGUCCUCGGGUGGGGGGGCACAGAGAUCCCAGUUUGAGAACGCCCAUUUAGCUCACCGCAUGUUAAUAGCAUAAAAUGCCUCUCCUGCCGACCGUAGGAACCGACGUGUGUUUUGGCGUCACUGCGAGUAGACGUACAAUACAUGUGACUCUGCACUUAUAGUUACCGUGCAAAUGGAAAGUUUUCACAGUGUUGAUUAUUUUUCCUGGGUGUCUUCCUGUUUAUUUUGGUCACUUCCUGUUGAUAUGCAAAUGAGCAAAACUGAUUUCACUUUCCCACUUUCCAUGUAAGGCUGCACCGUGUAAAGCACUGUGAUGACUUUCCAGCUGUGCGGGCUACCGUGUCUUCCAUUUUGAAAGCUUUCUAUUGAGCCGAAUGUAUUUUCGCGUGUCGGGAAGGAACGUCGACAAGCCCAAUUGACGCCAUUCUGUUUCACACAGUUUUGUAUAUUUAAUAAACAAGUGUUUCUUCCUCACCUUAUAUUGGCCUCCGAGUCUUUCGUUGUGCUGUAUUUUUGUCCUUUUUAAUUCAUUACGUAUAUAAGCCUAUUGAUGCCUGAAUUUACAUUUAACAAAUAGACAUCCAAUCCAUUAUGACUGGGCGUGGCAAAUGAAUUUUCGUUCAGGGAAAGUGCCUGAGCA